GAGCGGAGUGACCUUCCUCCUCCUCAGUCUGAGAGCAGCUGCAGCACGACCCGCUCCCCGCUCCGCACUCCCCACAGCCUCAGACAUGAACAACAACCUCAUUGGAGAUGAAGUCGGGAAACUUUUUGUGGGUGGGUUGGACUGGAGUACGACACAAGAGACACUGAGAAACUAUUUCUCACAGUAUGGAGAAGUAGUAGAUUGUGUUAUCAUGAAGGACAAAACUACAAAUCAGUCGCGAGGCUUUGGCUUUGUUAAGUUCAAAGACCCCAAUUGUGUACGGACAGUGCUGGAGACAAAGCCACAUAAUCUCGAUGGAAGAAAUAUUGACCCGAAGCCAUGCACUCCCAGAGGAAUGCAGCCUGAAAAGUCUCGAACCAAGGAGGGCUGGAAGGGCAGCAAAGCUGAUAGCAAUAAAUCAAAGAAGAUAUUUGUAGGUGGAAUCCCCCAUAACUGCGGCGAGCCUGAACUCAGGGACUAUUUCAAUAGAUUCGGAGUGGUCACAGAGGUGGUAAUGAUCUAUGAUGCGGAGAAGCAGAGGCCCCGAGGUUUUGGAUUUAUUACUUUCGAGGCCGAACAAUCAGUGGACCAGGCUGUCAACAUGCAUUUUCACGACAUCAUGGGCAAAAAAGUGGAAGUAAAGAAGGCUGAACCUCGUGACAGCAAAGCCCCUGGCCAGCUUGGCCCUGGCCAGUGGGCACCCAGGGGCAUCUUGAGUGCAGCUAAUGGUUGGACAGCACAGCCGGCCCAGGGUUGGCAACAGACUUAUGGGCCACAGGGAGUCUGGGUGUCCGCUACUGGCCAGCCCAUAGGUGGGUAUGGACCUCCGCUAACGGCAAGCCGGGGAACCCCCACACAUCCCCCAUCACCCUUUAACGCAUUCCUGGUCACAACCCCAGCGGGCAGUUUUGCUGCACCUCAGGGCUAUCCUCAACAGGGCUACACAACAGCACCUCAGUUUGCAGGUUACAGUUUUGCCACACCCCAAGCAGACCAGUAUGCUCAACAAGUUCCUCCUCCACCCACCACUCCAGGAACGGCACCGCUAGGCUUUGCCCCCGCCACCACUCCUACUCAGGACUUGAGCAAAGCACCCACUGGGCAGCAUGAUUUCCCUUAUAGCCAGUAUGGCUUGGGUAACUACCCUCAGGACCCCUCUGCCUACGGACCAACGCGUCCUUCUCACAAUUAUGGUCAGGAUGAGCAGGGAGGAUAUAGUGCAGGGUACGGACAGGACCUGACAGCCUUUGGCCACAGCUUCGCAGACCCCAACCAGCCGGCUGCCUCAUACGGGGCCCCAUCUGCGCAGCCCGCCACCGCUCCCCAACCCACUGCAAAUGCAUUUGGCAGAGGGCAGAAUCACAACGUACAGGGCUUCCACCCCUAUCGACGCUGACCACCACCUCAGGGUGGUGCCAUUGUGUAAAUUUCAGAAAAAAAAAAAAAAAAAAGAAGUCAGGGAAGUGUGUGUUCUUGCUUAAAAGCGUAACUGGAAUUCUGGAUUGUUUGUUAGGAAUGUUGAAUGCACACAGUUUGUGAAACGAGAAACAUUUUGUGUCAGCAGGGAUUCCAGUGUGUUUAAAGGUGUGCAAAGACACCCAUUUUUUUUCUUUGCAUAAAUUAAGCAUCAUUCAGCAGAGAGAAGCUUUUUAUUACCCCAACCUCAACCCAUGUUUUAUAGUAGAACUAAACUACUUUGCAAUAAUUUUGAUUGUCUGUUCAAACACUAGCACAGAGACUAUAUGUAAAGAGACUUGCAUUUGAAUAUGUAUAUUUAUGAUGGACACAAAUGAAAACAGGGUCUUAACUUUCCUCAGCUUUAAAAUCUAGGGAAAAUGUUUUUAUUUUUCAUUUGGUGAAUUUUUGUUUACUUUCUGAGCCUUUAAAGUUUGUUUAAAAUGGAGAUUAUAAAUAUAUAUAUACAUAUACAUAUAUAUAUAUAUUAUACACAAACUGUGCAAUUUUUUAAAAUGAAAAUUUUGUACUAUAAAUGUACACUUUGCUUGUUUUUUUUAUUUUAUUUAAAGAUGUAGACUUCCCUCAGGUGGCUGUUUUGGGUGCAUUUUUGCACUUAUGCAAAAAGAAAAAAAGGAUAAAUUUAUUUCAAAAUAAAUGUUUUACGGAUACAAUCGUUGUCUUUGAUCUUGAGUGAAUUGUACGGACUGCACUGAAGGGCUGAGAUUAUGUUAAAGAAUUAAGGCAAUUCAGAAAAUUGAACCGAAGCAACUUGAUCAUAUUGUUUAUGCAGGGAUAACAAUAUCAAGGCUUGUUGGUAUCUUUAUUAUUAUUUAUACAGUCAAAAAUAAAUGAUGUUUUCAGAUUGAUCACACAAAAUGUUAAUUUGUAGACUUUUUCUGUUUCUGGGUGGAUUAUGAGAGUUUGGGCCCCUCUGCAGAGCUACAAAGGAAAUGCAAAACAACCACAAACCAACAAUUUACAAUUCAAUGGCUGCUGUGUCUCCAGCUAUGUAUCACACACACAUUUCUUUUUAUACACGCAUGCAGAUAGAUGGAUGGCAGACUCAUUAAACCUGAGGAAACAAGAACAGGGGUCUCU
This is a messenger RNA of Cololabis saira (Pacific saury), 2556 nucleotides long. RefSeq names its product DAZ associated protein 1 (gene dazap1). The transcript has 13 exons. Gene Ontology annotation, cellular component: cytoplasm. Gene Ontology annotation, molecular function: RNA binding. The record is from RefSeq and is a predicted model, not a curated record. NCBI's taxonomy places the organism in Eukaryota, Metazoa, Chordata, Actinopteri, Beloniformes, Belonidae. Bases 86 to 1396 code for a protein of 436 amino acids.